Messenger RNA from Mesorhabditis belari, 1674 nucleotides. Lineage: Eukaryota; Metazoa; Nematoda; Chromadorea; Rhabditida; Rhabditidae. The record is from the annotation of a GenBank genome assembly.
AUGGAGAAAUUGGCAGAAAAGAUCAAAGCGCCAACGUUGCCUGAAGAAACAAUAGUUGAGGAUGAACCGAAGAGUGAUGAAAACGGCGUAGAUGAAGAAUCGGAAGUCAAAUAUGAAGAGGCAGAAAUGAAACGCGAAGAAGAAGAUUACCAAAAAAAUUUCUCCGUUAUUGGCUCACACAAAUUUAUUCCAUUAAAGCCUAUUCAGUUUACCAGUUCAUGGAUCAAUGAUGCAAUUUGGUUUCCUGCUGCAAUUAAGGCGGAAAAUUUAGAGCCAUUAGAAACAAUUACCGAGUUGCCGGUUGAAAUCUUUGACGCGGCCGUGCUACCUAAACUUUUGCGCGAAUUACGACAUCCGUCCGCAAUACGACCGCGAGAUGUUGCGAUUUCUUCGCCAACUGGAAGUGGAAAAACGCUUUGUUACGCACUGCCCUGUCUUGCAGCCGUCGGAGCACGUCCGAGAAAUCAACCGGUUGCACUGAUUAUUGUGCCCGUUCAACCUCUUGUUCAACAAGUGGAAAAAGAGUUAAACCGGUUCAAUGCAUAUGGUGCGAAAGUAUUUGCGAUGUCUGGGGCUGAAACCUAUGCAAAAGAAAGAAGAAAACUCUUCGAUGAGAAUGGGAGAUCGGCGGUUGAUAUUAUUAUUGCUACACCAGAUCGGCUCGUGCGUCACCUUUGUGAUGAUGUAGGCGAACUUGAUCUUUCGCGUGUUAGAUUACUUGUUAUUGACGAGGCCGAUAGAAUGGGUGAUCUAUUAAGGAUGGAAUGGCUCGAAUUAGUUGAACAGAAAAUUAAUUCUACAUCAACUACUUGGAAAGUGAGCUCAUUAAAGCAACUUGUUGAGUCACGAAGCGCCCCUCGGAAAAUCCUACUAUCAGCUACAUUAUCGAAAGACGUCGAGAAACUAAAACUUUGGGCUCUUCAUAGACCACAACUGUUUAGUCCUCGUUGGGAUAAAGAGAAAGUUGAAACAAGGACUCAAAAUGGCGCUCAAUCAGAUGAGCUAGUUUUGCCCGAAAGUAUCUCUCAUCGGAUUGUUUGCUGCAGCCUGAAAUACCACCCGCUUUAUGUCUAUCAAGAAAUCGUUAAAAGCUCAUGGGAGCGUGUGCUAAUCUUUUCAAACCAAAGACAAUCUUCCGAAAGACUUUCUCAAGUACUUGCACAAUUAGCCGGAACUGAUUUCAAAGUUGGGCAUCUAACUGCCGAUUUGUUUGGCAGACGCCGUGGUAAAAUUCUGCAACGUUUCCAGUCGGGAGGGAAAAGUGUUCUCAUAGCCUCGGAUGUUUUGUCUCGCGGUAUUGAUCUUGCAAAUAUUGAUGUUGUUUUCAAUUAUGAUUGUCCAAAAAGUGAGCUCCUUUUUGUUCACAGAGCUGGGAGAACGGGACGUGCGGGAACUUCUGGUGAAGUGGUAACUGUGAUUGAGAACGAACAAAAGCACGGUUUCAAGUUCAUGCUGAAGAAAUCCGGACUUUUGAACAAUUUGAGCGAAGAAUUUAUUGAAGACAAAGCUUUCGAAAAAGAUCAAACACUGGAAAAAUAUCGGCAAUCACUCGCUGAAGUCAAGGCUCAAUUGAUAACAAAGGACAAAAGACUAAACAAAAAAGUAGAGUACAAUCGUUUGUAUCUGGCAAAUAAAACCGGAAAGCGAAGAUGGAAUCAACAAGUUGACAAGAAG